CACCAAAUCACUCUCUCUCUCUCUCUCUCUCUCUCUCUCUGUCUUAUUUAUUUAUUUAUUUUGUUUCUUUUUGCUCUUAAAACUCCUAAUAUUGUUCAAGCUUGCACUACUGAAAGGUGCCUCGAAACGCUCCGUUUCCCGUUUUAUCAGUUUUUGGUUAGAUGUGGUGUUGUUCGUGCUUUUUACGUGACUUUUUCAUAUAAGUCAAUGAGUUUGAGGGAUCAGGUUUCUGUCAUACUAGUCUCACGUCCCUUAAUUAAAGGUUGAGAUCUGUACCAUUACUUUGGUGUUUAAGCGGGACCGAUUGAUGAAAACACCAUCUGAUUUUUCUGACUAAAAGGGGAGGAUGGCGGUGCACAGGUGGAAAUUGGUUGGAGAACUUCAAAUUUUUUUAAGCUUGAUAAUUUUUGCCAAGCAAAAUACUUGUAGCUACAGCAACUUGUGCAAACGGAUCCAUGGCCUUGGAGCAAUACUUUGCCCGGGAAUGGAAGUCCAUUACGGGUGCAGCAACUGGUUCAGACAAUUAUAAUGGUUGCUUUGACUGCAAUAUCUGCUUGGACUUUGCAUAUGAGCCGGUGGUCACCUUAUGUGGCCAUCUCUACUGCUGGCCCUGCAUUUACAAGUGGCUCCAUGUUCAGAGUGCCUCCCUUUCUUCUGAUGAACACCCACAAUGCCCAGUAUGCAAGGCUGACAUAUCACACACGCAAAUGGUUCCCCUCUAUGGUAGGGGUCAAUCUCCAACUGAAUCUGAGGUUCCAGGCAAGGCAAGCAUUCGCAGCACUGCAAUCCCCCCCAGACCACCAGCUUGUGGCAACCAAGCUAUUCAAUCUCUCACAUCAAACUCUGUUCAACAGCUUCCAUAUCGUAAUCCUUACCAAAAUCAACACUAUAAUCCUUAUCCGGACAGCAGUUUAGAAGAGGAUUCUUCCUCACUUCUUAAUCUUGGGGGCUCCGGAAUGACUGGAUUUCAUCAUCCAGUAGUCGGUAUGUUCGGGGAGAUGGUUUACACAAGGGUUUUCGGAAAUUCAGAAAGCUUAUACACAUAUCCCAACUCCAAUUACCUAGUUGGUAGUAGUAACCCAAGGUUGAGAAGGCAAGAGAUGCAGGCGGACAAGUCACUAAACAGAAUUUCAAUCUUCCUUUUCUGCUGCUUUCUUCUGUGCCUUGUUGUAUUUUGAAUAUAGUUAAGUAGAUUGCCCUCUUCCUUUUUGUAUACUUUGUAAAGAGAGUUAAGAGACCGAUGUAAGCUUAUUAAAAUGGUAGGUUAGAUACAUUAUAUAUAUAAAAGUUAAUAAUAGAGAAAUUUGCUGAAAA
Messenger RNA from Pistacia vera, 1314 nucleotides. RefSeq names its product E3 ubiquitin-protein ligase RMA1H1-like. NCBI's taxonomy places the organism in Eukaryota, Viridiplantae, Streptophyta, Magnoliopsida, Sapindales, Anacardiaceae. The record is from RefSeq and is a predicted model, not a curated record. Gene Ontology annotation, cellular component: endoplasmic reticulum. The coding region runs from base 456 to 1178 and encodes 240 amino acids. The transcript has 3 exons. Gene Ontology annotation, biological process: ubiquitin-dependent protein catabolic process. Gene Ontology annotation, molecular function: metal ion binding; ubiquitin protein ligase activity; ubiquitin-like protein conjugating enzyme binding.